AUGUUCAACCAAGGCGGUCAACAGCAGCAACAAGCCCAAAACGCUGCUUCGGACUCUUCAUGGUACAAGCAACAAUACGAAGCCGUACACUGCGACAAAUACCUCUGUCCUUCUACCCUGUCAUGUGUGCAUUUCCCCCACCACUGCCCUUGUAGCCACCCCGAAGUCGAGGACAAGGUCGAGUUGGACGAUGGAAGUAUGGUGUGCGUAUCAAAAGGAGGCUACAAAGCUGGCGAGGCUGCAAGGAAGAUUGAGUUGGCAAGGAAGGCCUUGUUGUAA
Aureobasidium namibiae CBS 147.97 is the source of this 279-nucleotide messenger RNA. RefSeq lists its product as uncharacterized. The record is from RefSeq and is a predicted model, not a curated record. The transcript has 2 exons. Bases 1 to 279 code for a protein of 92 amino acids. NCBI's taxonomy places the organism in Eukaryota, Fungi, Ascomycota, Dothideomycetes, Dothideales, Saccotheciaceae.